This is a messenger RNA of Lindgomyces ingoldianus, 1572 nucleotides long. RefSeq lists its product as uncharacterized. The transcript is spliced from 4 exons. Lineage: Eukaryota; Fungi; Ascomycota; Dothideomycetes; Pleosporales; Lindgomycetaceae. The record is from RefSeq and is a predicted model, not a curated record. The coding region runs from base 1 to 1572 and encodes 523 amino acids.
AUGGACUCAUUGGGUACUAAACGUUCCAAAUCCGAGUCGGAUCAUGACGACGAACACUUCACGUUGCAGGCGUGGAUUGACGAUGUUGCACUAACACCGAAUGCCGGCGGCAUUCUCACCACUGCAGGGAAGGUCCUCGAGGCAGUACAUCCAGAAGAAACUCUCAAUAAUGCCCACGUAGAUUGCCCAGGCGAGAAAUAUUUACGCUUGGAUUGUAGCGACAUGGAAGGACGCGGUAAGGACAAAAUUGCCGCACCAAUACCCAACGCCGCAGGCUUUCCAACCACAAGCAGGAAGGCUACCACGCUCUCUGGACUGCCUCUUCGCAAAGAUGCAGCGGUGGCGAAAGAAUAUCAGCAAGAUGGAGAUCAUGAUAUCUACCCUGACUGGGAUGGCGUCUCCGGUUUAGACAUCCAGGACAACCUAGAGUCACAAUCAGCCGGCGAUACUGGCUUCAAACGCACGCUUGAGGGGGUUUCAGGCCGCGAACAUGAUGAUAAUCCAGCUAACGGGAGUAAAUAUAGAUCUAUCGCGGAGGGUAACACUGGAAAAUGUAAGGACAAGGACAAGGAUGGCGACCGUGAGACGAUCUUACCACCUGAACACGUUCAAGACGAAGGUAAGAGGGUGGGGGAGCGAGAGGAAUAUGGGCAAGAAUAUAGCAAGGAUGAGCAGGCCGACGGGCCAAAAGAAGACGAGCCAGGAGAGAAUUCCGCCGAUUCCAACGAUUCCGACGAUUCCGACGAUUCUAACGACUCCACUGAGUACGGCCCCGACGGAGAGGAAGUCGGCAAGACACGGCCAGCCAACGGCAGUACUAAAACCGCGACGAGAACUGUGGUUUCUAGCUCCCACAUCGUCACUUUCAACAAGGUCCUAGCGCCUAAGGCGGUAAAUCCAGACCCCUUGUAUUCGGGUAUCAUCAAAGAUAACGGUAAUGACGGGCUAGCAUAUGUAUCAAAAUCCCACCCAGGCGAACAUCUCGCCAAUAACGUUGCAACUGAGCAGCCUCUUACCUCCCCUUGUUCUUUGCUGGAUGUUGGAAAGUCUUUCGCCAGUUCCCCAACUAUGCCCUCCAGCACUAGAGAGGGUCCCGCUGGCGUGCCACUUAUGAUUAUUAGAGCUAGAAAGUAUGUCUCCGGCCUCGUUCAUCCCAAACAGACUGUAGGAGAACCCGAAUUCAAUCGAACGGGUGUAGCUAUCCCUAAGAACCCCAGCGAUAAAAUGUCUAUCUCGAAAACAGCCUCACUCACGCUAUCUAUGACAGUGCGAGCAGCCCGUGGAGUAGCUGCACCAAAGGCUGCACUAAAGAAACGUUCAAAAAUCCCACAGAUUGAUAGGCCUUGGAGCGUUCAGACGUUUAAGGCCAAGGCAAAUUUCGCUAUGUUGCUCGAUCUGGUAGAGUCCUUUGGCGAGGAUAGGAAGUCUUGGGAGAAUGUCAAUGACAAGGCUAUACUUGGACAGUACUUGCACCAUAGACAGGUAGAGUUUGAGAAGGCGGAUACUGCAAAGAGGAAGCAGCUUGCAAAAAUCAAGGCAAAAGAAAGGCUCCAGAUAAAGGGGACGAAGUAG